CGGGGGGCGCGGGGAGCCAAUGGGCGGCGGGGAUCCGCCGGCGCGGCUCGGGGGCCCCUGGAGGAGGAGGAGAGGAAAAACCACGGGAUUGAGCUCUGUCAGUGGCGCUCGCUGCUUCCGAGGGGGAAGUGCCGGGGAAUAAUUAAUGUUUUUAUUAAAUUUGGAGGGAAUUUUUUUGCAGCCGAUCGCCGUGCGUGGCCUUCAGGCUGAUUGGAGUCUAGAUCCCGAGGAAAUCUCCAGAUCCAAUGCCCAGUAAAUAAAACACUGAGCUCAGACUCGUGGAAGAGCCACAGGAUGGAUGGAUUUUAUGACCAGCAAGUGCCUUACAUGGUCACCAAUAAUCCGCGUGGGAGAAACUGUAAUGAGAGACCGACAAAUGUCAGGAAAAGAAAAUUCAUUAACAGAGACCUGGCUCAUGAUUCAGAAGAACUCUUUCAAGAUCUGAGCCAAUUACAGGAGACAUGGCUUGCAGAAGCUCAGGUACCUGACAAUGACGAGCAGUUUGUGCCAGACUAUCAGGCUGAAAGUUUGGCUUUUCAUGGUCUCCCUGUGAAAAUCAAGAAAGAACCCCAUAGCCCAUGUUCAGAACUUGGCUCUGCUUGCAGUCAAGAGCAACCAUUCAAGUUCAGUUAUGGGGAAAAGUGCCUGUACAAUGUCAGUGCCUAUGAUCAGAAGCCACAAGUGGGAAUGAGGCCCUCCAACCCACCAACGCCAUCCAGCACUCCUGUGUCACCACUGCACCAUGCCUCCCCAAACUCAGCUCAGACUCCUAAACCUGACCGGGUUUUCCCUGCUCAUCUCCCUCCUUCCCAAUCCAUUCAAGACAACAGCUUCCCUAUGGACCACAGAUUUCGCCGCCAGCUCUCUGAACCUUGCAAUUCUUUUCCACCUUUGCCUGCAAUGCCGAGGGAAGGACGUCCAAUAUAUCAGCGGCAGAUGUCUGAGCCUAACAUCCCCUUCCCACCUCAAGGUUUUAAGCAGGAGUAUCACGAUCCAGUUUAUGAACACAACACUAUGGUUGGCAGUGCAGCCAGUCAAAAUUUCCCCCCUCCUCUGAUGAUUAAACAGGAACCUAGAGAUUUUGCAUAUGAUUCAGAAGUGCCUAGCUGCCAUUCCAUUUACAUGAGGCAAGAAGGCUUCCUGGCUCACCCAAACAGAACAGAAGGUUGUAUGUAUGAAAAGGGACCUAGGCAGUUUUAUGAUGACACUUGCGUUGUUCCAGAGAAGUUUGACGGUGACGUCAAACAGGAACCAGGCAUGUACCGUGAGGGACCCACGUAUCAACGGCGAGGCUCACUUCAGCUGUGGCAGUUCUUGGUAGCUCUUCUCGAUGACCCAUCAAACUCCCACUUCAUAGCAUGGACUGGCCGAGGCAUGGAAUUCAAGCUGAUUGAGCCGGAGGAGGUGGCACGUCGCUGGGGGAUUCAGAAAAAUAGGCCAGCUAUGAACUAUGAUAAACUUAGCCGAUCACUUCGCUAUUAUUAUGAAAAAGGAAUCAUGCAAAAGGUUGCUGGAGAAAGAUACGUCUACAAGUUUGUUUGCGACCCUGAAGCGCUUUUCUCCAUGGCCUUUCCAGACAACCAGCGCCCCUUACUGAAGACUGACAUGGAGCGCCACAUCAAUGAGGAGGACACUGUUCCCCUGUCCCACUUUGACGAGAGCAUGGUCUACAUGCAAGAUAGUGGCUGCUGCAACACCCACCCAUAUAAUGAAGGCUAUGUCUACUAACAACAGUGACAGUAAAGGGGGUGUUUUCCCCCUCUCUUAGGCUUCUCCUCUUUCACAAGAGCCAGAGGAAAGCUGAAUCGACUUCAGUUUGUUUUUUAAAUAGUACACUAAAAGGGGCUUUUCCUGUUGCAUUAUUCCUAUGGUCUGCCAUGGACAGCGCACUUUAUUUGAAAGGGGAGGGUUGGAAACUAAACAUUAUUGUGUGUAACAGGAGGAAAAGGGUGGGUUUGCUUUUUAUUAAGUUUGGGAAGGGAACAUACAGGUUUUAAGUACAAAAAAGCUAUAUCAUGUCUGUUUUGUUUCAUAUCAACAUAAAAUAUUGUACAUUUUCUCUGGGUAUCUGUAGUACAGUUAAUUCUCAUUGUGCAAAAUAACCACUUGCUGAUAAUAUCAGCACAACAUGCCUAGGGCAGUUGUUUCUUGCCAUUCUUAAUUGUCUUUCUGCAGAUAUAAAAGAAAAGCAAAGCAUAUACUGCAGCAUUUAAUUUAGAAGUUUGAAGUGCUGGACCUUGCAGCUUGCCUCCAAAAGCAAACAGAUAUCUCUAGAGUUUUACUUUGUUUGUAUGCUAGUUUGUAGGGCCUCAAAAAAAAAAGAAAAAAAAAAGAAAGAAAAAAAAAAGAAAGAAAAAAAAAAGAAAAAAAAAGAAAAAGAAAAAAAAGAAAAAGAAAAAUCCCACUUAUUUGCAGAGUAGCCUUAAAAAGAAGGACUAAGUCACAAAAUCCCUGACUUCAGACUACAAGCUGCAUGCUGUAACUGGAGUCACAUUACUAUACAUAUAUGGCCAGUGCUAUCACUUGGACAUUCCAGGAUCCAUUUGAGGGUAGUAAUUACAUGUGAUAGGCUGUCUGAUGAUCAUGUCAGCAUUAAAUACGGGAUCAUGAUCAGGAUGGAGAAAACAUUUCGUAUCCUUCCAUUUCCUUUGGUACAUAAAUAAGUUAUUUAAUCAAUAGGAAUUAACUGUACUAAGUCACAUAUCUAAUUAUGCUGUUUAGACACAGCAAGCACUCCUUGAGAAAAAUAUCCAAUACACUAAAUAGGUACUUUAGUAAUUUUUAGACAUGGUACCCAUUAAUAUGCAUUUAAACCUUUUACUGCUGUGUUAUGUUGAUAACAUAUAUAAAUACUAGAUAAUGCUAAUGCUUCUGCUGCUGUCUUUUUCUGUAAUAUUCUCUUUGAUGCUGAAUUUACUAUGACCAUUUAUAAGCAAUGCUGUAACUACAGGUAGCAUUUCAGGACAAAAUAGAUGACUUGAACCAUUUAUUGCUUAGAAAAUAGCUUACGCCAUAGCUGUGCUAUAAGCAGCUUUUAUGCGCAUUCACAAAUGACUAGUAAGCUUCAGCUUGCUGAGGAAAGCUCUGCAGAACCUUUUGUGAUAUUCGGUGGAACGGAGAGUAGACGAACUGUCAAUACCAUGAAGUCACUGUAUGACAUUGUAGUGCUGGCACUGAUGUUACCAAUCAACUUGUUUUGGACACUAAAUGUAAAUGUGAUCAGAUAUGCUCGGAAGACAAUUUAAAUUUUGAGUUCUUUUUUUUCCCAUUGUUUAUAUUUUUAAAUUGGGUUUGUUUUGUUCUGGGUUUUCUUUUUUUUUUUUUUUUUUUUUU
Molecule: messenger RNA, 3333 nt
Organism: Lagopus muta (rock ptarmigan)
Lineage: Eukaryota; Metazoa; Chordata; Aves; Galliformes; Phasianidae
Gene: ETV1
Product: ETS variant transcription factor 1
Exons: 13
Coding region: 295-1728 (477 amino acids)
Biological process (GO): cell differentiation; regulation of transcription by RNA polymerase II
Cellular component (GO): nucleus
Molecular function (GO): sequence-specific DNA binding; DNA-binding transcription factor activity, RNA polymerase II-specific
Source: RefSeq, a predicted model, not a curated record